AUGUCAGACAACAGUAUUAUACAGUCGACAAAUCCCAGUCCACUAGCAAAUGCAUCGUUCUCUGAAGUAUUGGACGAACUAGCAACACAUUGCCCAUUGCUUAGACAAUGGUCGAAUGAGACAGAAAAGGCAUUCGCAGCUUUCUUGGAAUAUAAAACAAGAGUGCCCGUCUGCGGGGCCGUUAUCCUGAAUGCAAAUACAGAUAAGGUUCUCCUUGUCAAGGGAUGGACAUCAAAGUCGGGAUGGGGCUUCCCUAAGGGAAAAAUAAACAAAGAUGAACUAGAUGCUGCAUGUGCCGUUCGCGAGGUGUUUGAAGAGACAGGUUACGAUAUCGCAGACCUAAUAAAAGAAGAGGACUAUAUAGAAUUAACAAUUAGGGAGCAAAGAGUGCGGCUAUAUAUUGUCGUUGGAGUACCGGAAGAUGCGAGUUUUGCUCCAAUUACAAGAAAGGAGAUUAGUAGGGUAGAGUGGCAUUAUCUGUCAGAUCUACCGACCUGGGGACGAAAUAAGCCAAGUCAAAAUAAGCAAGGAACUCGUCAAUAUUAUAUGGUUGUACCAUUUGUAAGUAAAAUCAGAUCCUGGCUUGCAAGAAUGAGGAAAGUUGUCGAGGAUUCAGGAUUAUCCGAAGAACAAGCAGAGACGUCAGAGGUAUCCGAUACUGACGUACCCAGAUAUACCUACAGAGGUACAGUUGCCACCUCUUCAUCCGUCAACGGACGACACAUAACAGCCCCGAGACCUGUUGCGGCAACAGCAAACGCCGCAAUAGCAGCACUCGCUUCCUCCAACUCGACAUCCACGUACUCGGAACAGCAAAGACGUAGCUCUCUUCUUAGUCUAUUUCAACAAGAUGCUAGGCAUCACUCACCGCCGCCCCCAAACACUACUCAGUGGCAGUCUGAGAAUCCGGCAGUCAGCUACAGUUCAUCGGAUAGAAGCACGUCAUUGCUAAAUUUGCUCGAAGGAGGCAUCAGCUCGUCUUCAUCUCAAAGAUCACGACAAGAUAGUGGGACAUCUCAUUCAUUGACCGAUGGAGGUUCCCUUUCUAGUCUCUACCAGGACCUGCUUACAUCUACCGGUCUAACAACAGAUGCCAAAUUAUCCUUUCUCAGCAAUCGUUCGGUUAAUGGACACCUAGUUCAGUCAGAUACUUCUUCGAUUAACACAGGAUCAACUGACUUUUCGCUUGAUGGAUAUAAUCCUGCAGACGUAUAUCCUCUUCAAGGGGCUUACGGACUGAUCCAUGUAAGGGGAAAUGAUACAUUUGCUGUGACUGGUGUAGGAAUGAAAGUAGGUGAGAGUCAGAGUCCGUGGUUAAAUUUCCGGUUCGAUACGGAUAAGAUUCUUGCAGCCAUGAACAGAGCGUCAAAUAGCAUAAAGUAG
Paraglomus brasilianum is the source of this 1383-nucleotide messenger RNA. NCBI's taxonomy places the organism in Eukaryota, Fungi, Glomeromycota, Glomeromycetes, Paraglomerales, Paraglomeraceae. The record is from the annotation of a GenBank genome assembly.